This is a messenger RNA of Salmo salar (Atlantic salmon), 798 nucleotides long. RefSeq names its product Coiled-coil domain-containing protein 93 (gene ccd93). Lineage: Eukaryota; Metazoa; Chordata; Actinopteri; Salmoniformes; Salmonidae. Gene Ontology annotation, biological process: Golgi to plasma membrane transport. The record is from RefSeq and is marked provisional.
CACAUCGGUCCAACAUGGCGGCCACGUCUGUCUUCCAGAGAGUGAGAACAGGGUCGAAAAUAGGAGCUCAAUAUGAUCAAGAAGGAAAUCUUAUUCAGGUUGAAACACGGGAGGACGAGGAGCAGAGUGUCAAGCUAGCAGAAAUCCUGGAACUUCUGCUUGCUGCUGGAUACUUUAGAGCCCGAAUCAAAGGACUGGGACCUUUUGAUAAGGUGGUUGGAGGGAUGACAUGGUGCAUCACAACAUGUAACUUCGACAUUGACGUGGAUCUACUGUUCCAGGAAAAUUCAACUAUUGGACAGAAAAUAAUCUCUUAUUGUUUAUAAAAACUAAUCUCAAAACAAAUCUCAUCAGUCAAUGACUUUGUUUUGCUGUCUGCAUUAUGUAUUCUCCUCUAUUGGAGGUCAUCAUUGUUUUGUCUUAUUCUGCCUAUUGUGUUUUGAGAUUCCACGUUUAUUUGCAGCUUUUGGUUAGGGAUGUCACUCGUGGCAGGGCAGAGGGAUUCUUGAGAGAGGGACAUUAACUGCCCUGUGCACUGUGACAUGAGGAAUGUUCGCUCUACUUAUGUGCCAAUUACCUGUGCCCGGCCCCUGUGGCAUUAGCCAUUGCAGUAGACCUAAUGUUGUAGAUAGGUACUCUGUGAAAUCCCAAGUGUGCAAUUGGCACUAACGUGCAGGGCUAUCUGUACAGUUGUAUUCAUUAGCUUUCUCAGAUGUUGAUUAGAGUGUAACAGUGCAGAAUGAGGCAUGGUUGACACUGUUACUAAACUACAGCAUUUCAAAUUAAUAAAUACUAUGC